Molecule: messenger RNA, 1422 nt
Organism: Fraxinus pennsylvanica
Lineage: Eukaryota; Viridiplantae; Streptophyta; Magnoliopsida; Lamiales; Oleaceae
Source: the annotation of a GenBank genome assembly
AUGGCGAGUCAUAGAAUUGAAGAGUCUGCUUUAUCAGAUUUGGGUCAUAUCCCUUAUGCAGUUCCUCAUAUGAUUCAUCCUCCUACCGGGACCUUUAUAAAUCAAGGACCUGCUUUUGAUUUUGGAGAGCUGGAGGAGGCUAUUAUGCUGCAAGCAGUUAAUGAUACAAAACAACCUUUAUACCCAGGCAGACCAGCAGCAACUCUGGAAAUGUUCCCUUCUUGGCCUAUGAGGUUCCAUCAUACCCCAAGAGGAAGUUCAAAAUCAGGAGAAGAGAGUGCUGAUUCAGGAUCAGCAGUGCAUUCACUUUCAAGUAGAGGUGAGGGCAGCAGAUUGGAACCAGAGUCUCCUGUUGAUAGAAAAGGUGCUGCUUCAUCAGACCAUCAAGUGAUUGAUCAGAUGCAUCAUUAUCUACAGCUACCACAACAGGUAGAGAUGGCUAAUGCAAGUAAUAGCCCGAGAACACGAAUGUCUCAGCCUCAACCACUUGUCAAGCCAACCUCAGAAAAGUCAUUGAGACGUUUGGCUCAAAAUAGGGAAGCAGCAAAGAAGAGCAGGCUUAGAAAAAAGGCCUAUGUACAGCAGCUAGAAUCAAGUAGGGUAAGGCUCAGCCAGCUUGAGCAGGAUCUUCAAAGAGCACGUUCACAAGGAAUUUUCAUAGGAGGAAGUGGGGGUGCUGGUGGGAACAUUAGUUCUGGUGCUGCAAUAUUUGAUAUGGAAUAUGCAAGAUGGUUAGACGAUGAUCAUAGGCAUAUGAUAGAAAUUCGAACAGCAUUGCAAGCACAGUUGUCAGAUGCUGAUCUCAGGGUAAUAUUAGGUGGAUACAUGACACAUUAUGAUGAAAUUUUUCAUCUAAAAGGAGUUGCUGCUAAAUCUGAUGUCUUUCAUCUCAUAAACGGAACGUGGGCUACUCCGGCUGAACGUUGUUUUCUGUGGAUGGCCGGUUUUCGCCCCUCUGAACUCAUCAAGAUGUUAUCAGCACAAUUAGACCUCUUAACAGAGCAGCAACUUAUGGGGAUUUACAGCCUCCAACGGUCCACAGAGCAAGCAGAAGAGGCUCUCUCCCAGGGAUUGGAACAGCUACAACAAUCUUUAAACGAUACCAUAGCCGGUGGUUCCAUUAAUGAUAGCACGCACCAUAUCGCCAUUGCACUUGGCAAGCUUACAAAUCUUGAAGGUUUCGUCCGUCAGGCUGAUAAUUUAAGACAACGAACACUUCAUCAAUUGCACCGAGUAUUGACUGUUCGACAAGCAGCGCGAUGUUUUUUGGUGAUCGGGGAGUACUAUGGUCGAUUACGAGCCCUAAGUUCCUUAUGGGCAUCCCGUCCAAGAGAGGCCUUAAUCGGAGAUGAUAUUUCAUGCCAAACAACCACAAAUUUGCAGAUGGUACAUUCUUCUCAAAAUCAUUUAUCCAACUUCUAA